UAAGUGAAAUGGUGGGGUAAAGCGAAAUAGCACGUUUUCAUAUUCUUCCGCAAACGGAGUCGCCGCACUGUGUGUUUACAAUUCAGUCUUCAGUCAAUGUUUAGAAGUAGUACGUGCUUAUCGACCACUUUGUUGCCGUCGUCUGUGGGUGUUAUUGAAAAUAUCACUGUUUAUACAUUUUUGGUCCACAAUUAGUAAUAUCUGCAGGUGUAAAAUGCGAAAUUAGAAACGAAAAACGACCCAACAACAAUGGUCUGUGGAGUCAAUGAAAGCUGCAAUCAGGUCUGUGCGAACGGGUGUCCUUAGCCAAAAUCAAGCUGCUAGGCAAUACGAAAUUCCUGUUGCUACGUUAAAUCGGAGAAUCAAAUCCGGAAAAAAUGAGGAAGAAGCGUCAAGAAAGAGCUAGGCCGAUUUCAAACCGUGUAUUCAGUCCGGAACAGGAAAAAGCAUUAGUUGACCACCUUAUUGGUAUGGAUAAGUUAUUUUUUGGUCUUUCUUAUUUAGAACUGAGAAGUUUAGCUUUCCAGUAUGCAGAAAUUAAUAAAACUCCAAACAACUUUCAUAAACAAAACUGUUUAGCUGGUAAAGACUGGUUGUACCUAUUUUUAAAAAGGCAUCCCCAACUGACAUUGAGAACACCAGAAAACACAUCAGCAGCUAGAGCUUCUGGCUUUAAUAAAGUUUCUGUCGACACAUUUUUUGCUCUAUUGGCUGAACUUCAAGAUAAAUAUGCAUUUUCUGCCAGCAGAACCUACAACUGUAAUGAAACUGGUAUAACUACUGUCCCAAAUAAGCCAACAAAAAUUAUAUCUGUAAAGGGUAAAAAUCAGGUGGGAAACUUGACAUCUGGUGAGAGAGGCACUCUACAGCCGAAAUUUGUGUUAGUGCUGCAGGUCACUACGUUUCACCUCUUAUUAUUCCUCGUCAGAGAUGAAAUCCUAUUUACGAAAUAAACUUGCCUCCAGGAAGUAUUGUCACUUUUCAUAAAUCUGGAUGGAUGCAGACAGAAAUAAUAAGCAAAAUAUCUGGUUCCCCCAUUUUCUGAAACACACACAUCCAACUGAAAAUGAUCCUGUACUCCUAAUAUUAGAUGGGCACUCAACACACGUACAACAUUUGGCUUUAGUUGAAACAGCAAGAACACCAUGUUCACAUUUUAGUAAUUCCUCCACAUACGUCACACAAGCUACAGCCACUUGACGUAAGUUUCAUGUAUCCUUUAAGCAAUUAUUAUACUCAAGAGGUUGGAAACUGGCAGAGAAACAAAUCGAAUAAACUUAUUGAAUUACAAGAUGUAGGCCAAAUAUUUGGUAAAGCUUAUGCAAGGGCAGCCACACUCUCAAAUGCAGAAAAUGGUUUUAAGUCAGCUAUAUUGUAGGUUUUUUAAAUUUUAAUGAUAAUUCACUACA
Messenger RNA from Diabrotica virgifera virgifera (western corn rootworm), 1409 nucleotides. RefSeq lists its product as uncharacterized. The transcript is spliced from 2 exons. The record is from RefSeq and is a predicted model, not a curated record. NCBI's taxonomy places the organism in Eukaryota, Metazoa, Arthropoda, Insecta, Coleoptera, Chrysomelidae. The coding region runs from base 378 to 953 and encodes 191 amino acids.